AGGGACAGAGAGAGAUAGCUUUCCUCCUCCUUCCCUCAUGCUUCCAGACGCUGCUCCCGCGGAGAACCCCGCGACCGGAUCGGUGCCGGCGGCAGAAACGGCGGCGACGGUCAGGGUGAAGGUGCUAUUCUUCGCCCGCGCCCGGGACCUGACGGGCGUGGCGGAGUCCUCUGUCGAGGUGCCGCCCGGGAGCACCGCGGGGGCGUGCCUCGGCCAGGUGCUGGCCUCGUUCCCGAAGCUCGAGGAGAUCCGCCGCUCGAUGGUGCUCGCGCUCAACGAGGAGUACGCGCCCGAGUCUGCCGCCGUCGCCGACGGAGAUGAGCUCGCCAUCAUCCCGCCCAUCAGCGGCGGCUGACCGAGUCUGAAAAUUGUGACAAAACGAAGAAUGGUCUUCUUUCUUCUACAGUACGAAGUACUCUGCUCGUCUCUUUUUUUGCUUCCUGAUCAUUUGGCAUCUUUGUUCUCGAAUCAAAUCAUCACGAUGGUUGAUUGAUGAAUAACGUUAUGUAUUUCGAUCUGAAAAGAUGCAGAAAGCAUGCUCGUUUCAGUAGUCGUUGUAUGUGGUAGUUAGCCAUGGUCGAUCGAAAAUAUGGUCCACCAAAUGAUUGAUCAAUUCAUAGUUGGUGGAACUGAAAUUGAAUAUGAUCCUCAAUUUUUUGGGUUGGAA
Brachypodium distachyon (stiff brome) is the source of this 667-nucleotide messenger RNA. RefSeq names its product molybdopterin synthase sulfur carrier subunit. NCBI's taxonomy places the organism in Eukaryota, Viridiplantae, Streptophyta, Magnoliopsida, Poales, Poaceae. Bases 38 to 355 code for a protein of 105 amino acids. The transcript has a single exon. Gene Ontology annotation, cellular component: cytosol. The record is from RefSeq and is a predicted model, not a curated record. Gene Ontology annotation, biological process: Mo-molybdopterin cofactor biosynthetic process.